Molecule: messenger RNA, 858 nt
Organism: Salvia miltiorrhiza (redroot sage)
Lineage: Eukaryota; Viridiplantae; Streptophyta; Magnoliopsida; Lamiales; Lamiaceae
Exons: 1
Coding region: 1-858 (285 amino acids)
Source: RefSeq, a predicted model, not a curated record
AUGCGUGCUGGGCAGAGAACUACUUAUCUGGGCAUCCCUAGUACUGUGGGCCAAUCGAAGAGUGAGAUCUUCCAGAUGCUGGUGGAUCGGACGCGAAAAAAGUCUAAGGAUUGGAAAAGAAGGUUUUUGUUGGGAGCGGGUAAAAUGGUGCUCAUUAAAGCAGUCCUCCAGUCUAUUCCUUCAUACAUUAUGAGUUGUUUUGCGUUGCCGGAUCAAGUUUGUCAACAACUUAACAGCGUGGCGGUGCGGUUUUUUUGGGGUCAGAAGAAUGAUGAAAGACGCAUCCAUUGGAAGAGUUGGAAGAAAAUUUGUGUGCCCAAAGGGGAAGGAUGCUUGGGUUUUCGGGAUAUCGCUCUGUUCAAUCAGGCGAUGCUUGCCAAACAAGUGUGGCGCCUCCUUACUAAUGAUACAUCCCUGCUCGCCCGGUCUCUUAAGGCGAGGUACUUUCCAAUAAAUGAUCUAUUGUUGGCUAGUAAUGCUCAUAACCCAUCGUAUGCAUGGAAAAGUCUGCUAGUUGGUAGAGAUUUAAUUGUGAAAGGACUUGCCCUGGAGGUUAGGAAAUGGGGAGCGAAUCGAAUUGGAGUGGAUUCCUGGUUACUUGAUGGAAAAGGCCAAUUCUUUACGGCAAAAGUUGAUGAUGGUUUUGCUAAUUUGACAGCUCAAGAGAUGAUGAAUGGUGACCUUGAUGCAUGGGAUUGUGAGAAGAUUGAAGAGAUACUGCAACCGAGUGAUCGUCAGAAGGUUUUGUUCCAGAUUCAGCCGAAACCAAAUGAGAAAGAUAGGCCUUUCUGGCCAUGGGGUAAAUUCAACAUGUAUUCGGUUAAGUCCGGGUAUAAGCUGGCCCUUGAUUUGAAAUGA